AUGGUUGGUAAGUAUACGGUCACAGAGCAAAUAGGAAAGGGCGCUACCUCCGUGGUCUACGAAGGGACCAACAACAAAACCAGAGAAAAGGUGGCAAUAAAGGUAAUUGACUCCAGGAACACAAGAAACCUCCACCUGGCCGCGAAUGAAAUAAGAGUUCUGCAGAGGCUGGACCACCCCAACAUUAUAAAAAUAUUGGAGACCGUGGAAACAGAGACGCAGACGCUUAUUGUUUUGGAAAAGUGCAAAUUCUCUCUUUCUUCGGUGGCUAAAUCAGGUGCUCUUCCCUACAAAACUGUUCUAAGGAUAUUCCGAGACAUUCUCGUGGGUAUGCGGUACCUGCACACGAACGGAGUCAUACACAGAGACAUAAAGCUGGGGAAUGUGAUGAUAAGCGAAAGCAACGACCUGAAAAUAAUCGACUUUGGUCUUUCCAAGGACACUUUAUUCAGCACGCCAAAAACAUUCUGCGGCACCCCGGACUUCAUAAGCCCUGAAAUGAUGGGGAGAAUGCCGUAUACAAAAAAAACAGAUAUCUACAGUGCAGGAAUGCUGGUUUACUUCCUUAUAUUCAGAUGCGACUACAGCAAGAGCAGAAUGGAAAGCGGGAAAAGAUCAGAGCAGUACGGCGCACUCGUCAGUCUGCUGGAGAAGAUGCUGGAAAAAGACCCGAGUAAAAGAAUAUCCGCAGAAGAAGCCCUGACAAAUCCGAUAUUCAGCUCAUUUUUUCCCCAGCUCAUACCAAUAGAGGGAAUAAAAAGCUUCCAAAUAACAACGAAGCUUGGGAGAAUUGAAUACUCGGAUGAAAAAGUUGCAAUGACAGCAAAAAACGUCAGCUUUGCAAUAAGAUCAGGCAUGGGCGGGGUGUACCAGAUGGACAAAAGGACAGCACAGGAGGUGUACAUACCCUUCUCGGCAACAGAUACAAAAACACUGAAGCUUGUCGGGUUCUGCUACUCCAUUCUCGGCCUUGUAAAAAAAAGAACGCCUGUUGUUAUCAUUCUUACCGACAAAGGAAAGUUUUUCAAAAUGCUGAAAGAUACAGUUUAUGUCUACAUUGUAGAUGAGUUUUAUAUUCUCUGGCAGAACGGAGAGAUGUCUGCCAAGAACCUGAAGAGCAAAGAGAGGGUGCAAGCUACUGGCGUAAGCAAAGAAGAGAUGGAAUCUCUUAUAUACGAGUCCAUACGCGCCCUGCGUGAUGAAAGCACGCAGAAAAGACCGAUAACAAUAGACAAAAGAACGUUUAAAAAAGGAAGUCUGCAGCACAGCACAUACCCGUCCAUGGGGCUGUCUCUUGAGUCUGCUACAUUGGCCAGCUUAGCCCCUGGGUCUCUGCUGAAAGAAAAGUCUGAGUACUGCCCGAUAUUCAUAAGACAGGGAGUCAUACUCAGACUAGAACCGUAUCUCUACUUUUUGUUCUUGUUUUCUGGAGGCUGUUUUAUCCUUAAUUUGCACACAGAGGUCCUGGUAAGCUUUUCAGACGGUCUUCCGAAACAAGUCCACCAAAUCAGCUCCAGCACUGACCGAGAAAUGCUCCAGAACAUUUUAUUAUUUGGCGCAGUGCUGAGCAGAAGUUCGAGGAGAGUGUAA
This is a messenger RNA of Nematocida minor, 1590 nucleotides long. Its product is annotated as hormonally upregulated Neu-associated kinase. Gene Ontology annotation, biological process: autophagosome organization; autophagy; peptidyl-serine phosphorylation. The coding region runs from base 1 to 1590 and encodes 529 amino acids. The transcript has a single exon. Gene Ontology annotation, molecular function: protein serine/threonine kinase activity; ATP binding. Gene Ontology annotation, cellular component: cytoplasm; autophagosome. NCBI's taxonomy places the organism in Eukaryota, Fungi, Microsporidia. The record is from RefSeq and is a predicted model, not a curated record.